AUGCCAAAAAAGCGACGAGUAAAUCCACCGGUAGUUCUGGACCCAGUAAUCGAGGCACACUAUCAGAAGCUGGCAGUUGACAAUGAGGUGGAGAUAGUGGAAAUAGUGGAUGCUUCUCCCUGGGGUGCCAUUCUCCCCAUCGAUGCCCAAUACAGGAAGCGCCGAGAGUCAACAGCCCUGGAGACUACAGUCCCCCCAAAUGGGACUCCUUCCCCAGGUGAACACGACAUGGGUCAAAGCAGCGGCAGAUUCCAGUACGACUUGUGGGGGUACCUGGCUACUUCCGUAUGCUGCAACGGUUCUAUGGUUGUGUCUGCGUUCAGCUCGGGCCUGGAUUUGCACGUGAGUCUUACGGUGCCUCCCAAAUUGUGUAAAGGCCGGAAGGGCUCUCUGUACUCGAGGUCCUUCCCCGCGGGAGAUGACGUAUGGAUGACUCAGCGGUUGGUAUCCCCCUUUGCCUCCUGUGUUUCCGACCUGAAUAUACAAACGUGUGAGCCACAGGCAACAGGCGUUUAUACCACCAGCAGUCGUGCCAAUGGUAGUGGUAGUGUACUCGGCGGUUCAAGUGGGUCGACGGCGGCCGGUCCCCCCAAUGGCCGGAAGCUUAGUCCGAAAGAACCGAAAGGCACCGCUCCCAAGCGGUCUGUUGGCAAGUCUGUUGGCAAGUUGCGAUCAAAGUCUGCAGCGAACAAGACGGCCAGUGUUGAAGAGUGGUGCUCCACCGUCGUGGAGCAGGGCUACGAAAACGUGGACGACGCAGCCUCUGCCUUUAUUCUACUUGCGCACGGCAGCACACGGACGCACUGGCCCAAGUUAGGGGGCGGUGCCCAAAUCCGGUGCGUAGUCCAGGGCCGGGACAUCGGGCGGCUCGACCAGGACCCCUCUAAGUUCCUCACCGUGCUCCUCGGACUUGGACUCAUUGUACUCAAAGCGGCCGUCGUUAUGCCGUCGGCCAACGCGGCAGAUACCGUCUCUAUGGGCACAAGCCUGGAUGUGGUCCUCAGCGUCUACGUAAAUCAAAACGUGGACAUCUGGAGUGUGCGCUUGAGCAACCGCCUAACCUGGGAAGCACGAGACGUAUUGAGACAGAGUCUGCUCUGGAUGCUCCGGUCCAUCGGCUCGAUCGCGCAAAGGAGCCUUAUGCGGCAACUUGUCGAGGAUUCGCAGCAAAAGCGCUCUGGUUCUCAGUACAGAAACGGAAUGGCAAUAGUGGACCACUCGGCCACAGUGGACGACCUCCCGGUGGAUGGUGACCAAGUCGUGAACUACCUUCCGGCGGCGGACGACGAAGCUGUGGACGACGAAGCUGUGGACGACGAAGUAGCGGACCACGAAGCUGCGGACGACGAAGCUGUGGAGCGCCCAGAGGAUGACGGAGGGUCCGGAGUAGACGACGGAAGUAGUCGCAAGUUGAAUGACGAGGUGUUCGGGUUCACAAUGAGUACGGAGACGAGAGAUCUGCCCGCGUGGCCCUGCAGUUCGGUGUUCAAGUCCACGUUGCGGCACUACCAGGAGGAGGCGUUAUGGUGGAUGCUGGAGCGGGAGCGGAGUGGGCUGGGGGAGCCGGAGGAGGUCUGGGAUUCUUUCGCGUUGGACCGGGACCGUUCCAUCUGGGUUAACUUUGUAAACGGGCACCUUAGUCGGAUUUCUCCCGCAGGCGGUCUUGAAUCCGCCUGCGGUGGUCUGCUGGCGGACGACAUGGGCCUGGGCAAGACCGUUGAGAUGCUGGCUUUAAUUAGCAACGACUACCUCGAUGAAGCCGAAGCUGGAGUGUGGAAAAAAGCCACACCCCCCAUCGACCAGGUCGGGGUAGUCGAUCAGGGGAAGGUGGGGGCAGUCAAUCAGGGGAGGGCGGGAGUAGUCAAUCAGGAUACCUCCCAGUCUUCUACAAGGGCCGGACAGGGCAACUUGUUGGUCGUACCGUUGUCACUGGUCUCGCAAUGGCGGGAAGAAUGCACCCGGCACGUUCUAGCGCCGCUACGCGUUUUCGAGUACCACUCUCUGGACAAGCCGGUGCGCCAGCUGGGGGAUUACGACGUCGUGAUUACUACCUACGGCACGGUCCGCAGCGACCACGGUUCCCGGACAGAUCCGACGGCAAAUUCUCGCAGCCUGACCCUCAAGGGACACCCGCCCCUCAAGGCACUCCCGGCCCCCAUUAGUACGUCGCCUUUGUUUGGCAAGCGCUGGCGAAGAAUAAUCCUUGACGAAGCUCACUUGAUAAAGAACCGGCUGGCAAAGACCACAAAAGCUGUGUGUGCACUGCAGUCGGACUACCGAUGGUGUGUAACCGGUUCGCCUAUUCAGAACCAUUUGGACGACCUGUUUCCUCUGUUAGUCUUCGUUGGGGCUCAACCCUGGAAUCAAUUGAUCUGGUGGAACCGGCUCGUGGGCAAGACCUCGACAAAGACCUCCGCCAAGAAAAAGCCCGGAUCUGGGACCGGAUAUGGGACCGGAUCUGGGACCGGAUAUGGGACCGGAUCUGGGACCGGAUAUGGGACCGGAUCUGGGACCGGAUCUGGGACCGGAUCUGGGACCGGAUCUGGGACCGGAUAUGGGACCGCGGGAGGCAGAGCGGGCACGGAGGACCAGAGUCAUUCUGCUUUGGAAGUUAGUCGAGUACGAAAUGUUGUUCGUACCCUCAUGUUGCGCCGGACGCGGGAAACCAUAGAUACUAUCACGGGUCGCCCGAUCGUAAGUCUACCCCCUCGUUACGUUGUUAAAGUUUGGCUGGAGUUCGAUGAGAGUUUAUCCGACAUUUAUUUCACCAUGUAUUCGCAGGCGAAACACACGUUCCAAGAGCUAACUAAAGCCAACGCCAUCGGUCGACAAUAUACCAACAUGCUAUUGCUGCUUCUGAGACUACGACAACUAUGCUGCCAUCCCAUAUUGAUCCUUACACAUUCCGUUCAGGAAGAUGACUCUUUAAGCAAAGAGGAUAUUCAGAAAUUAGCGGAAAGAAGCAAGUUGUCUACGGACGAGAUAAUAUCCCACAUUCCGUCAGCGUCGCUGGCUCGCGCUUUCAAGAUGAUUACGGGCACCGCGCGACGCAUUUAUCACGGAACGUGCGCCUUAUGUAGAGCCCCAUACACAAAUGCAACCAUACGGUCCAUUUCAAAGUCCGAUGGAACUACUUUGCAAAAUAGUUCGGAAGAUAAGUCGGUAGAGACAUCGGUACAGAACUCAGGUGAUGUGUACAGCCAAUUCGAAGGUGGACCGAAUUGGAAGAAGACUCUGCAGCAGCUAACAUGGAAGGAAUUAUUGACCCCAAAAUUAAACUGUGCUUUGGGAAUAUGUCAAAAGAUCGUAGCCAAUGGUUUAAAUGUGGUGGUCUUCAGUCAGUGGACGGGGUUACUGGACAUCAUGAAAGAAGGCCUCUCCCGGCUGAAGCUCAACACCUGUCGACUAGACGGCUCACUAUCCAAACAGCAGCGAUUGGAAGAGAUCGAAAAAUUCAACAGCGCUCGGAAUCCGACGGUUACUUCCGUACCGCCCUUGUCAGAGAUCCUGGCCGGUUUGAAGCACGCUGAAAAAUGCAAUCCAGACGGAACACCUCUCAACCACCCGAACCACCGAAGCUCAACCGGAAGACCUCCCUGUAUUGACUCGGUCACCAAGGAUUUGGUCACCAAGGAUUUGGUCACCAAGGAUUUGGUCACCAAGGAUUUGGUCAUCAAAGACUCGAUCACCCAUGUGGUAGCUCCUCCACCCAUUCCUUCUGCAACAGUUCCCGACAUGGAGAUGGAGGCGGACACUGUUGGUUUAGACACAGUUGUUAUAGAUACCGUCGGUCUAGAUGCGGCGAAGGAACCUGCGGCGAAGGAACCUGUGGCGAAGGAACCUGUGGCGAAGGAACCUGUGGCGAAGGAACCUGUGGCCGACCCAGUUCAGGAAUCAGUGCCUAAAUCUGUGGAUUUCAAUGCGGUUGCACCCAACGGAAGUUUGGCUGUAAAAUGUACGUUUGAAGAUGUUGUAGAUGAAACGAUAGACCAUCAAUUGGACGGUAAAACAUCCACUGGUGUGGUUCUGCUGUCGUCGCUCAAGGCCGGCGGAGUGGGACUUAAUCUAGUCGCGGCCAAUUACCUUUUGUUGCUGGACAGCUGGUGGAAUCCCGCGACCGAGGCACAAGCGAUGCAAAGAGUGCAUCGCAUUGGCCAGACGCUGCCCGUCUACAUAUUCACUCUCCACAUGUGCAAUUCCAUCGAAGCUAAAAUUCUAGAUUUACACAUAAUCAAAGAACGGAGAUCCGAAGGCGUUCUUUCGAAUGCAGCCGCCGGUCGAUCUAGCCGCAAGGGUGGGAUCGACGACCUCAACUUCCUUUUCGACGAAGGGUAA
Messenger RNA from Gregarina niphandrodes, 4335 nucleotides. RefSeq names its product SNF2 family amine-terminal domain protein. Lineage: Eukaryota; Apicomplexa; Conoidasida; Eugregarinorida; Gregarinidae. Gene Ontology annotation, molecular function: ATP-dependent chromatin remodeler activity; ATP binding. Bases 1 to 4335 code for a protein of 1444 amino acids. The transcript is spliced from 3 exons. The record is from RefSeq and is a predicted model, not a curated record.